Messenger RNA from Besnoitia besnoiti, 1659 nucleotides. RefSeq lists its product as uncharacterized. Lineage: Eukaryota; Apicomplexa; Conoidasida; Eucoccidiorida; Sarcocystidae. The transcript has 4 exons. Bases 1 to 1659 code for a protein of 552 amino acids. The record is from RefSeq and is a predicted model, not a curated record.
AUGGACACGCGUGUAUAUUUCCAUGUCGUACUAUCUCUUGGUGCAGUGCUAGCCACUGUUUGUGGCUUUUUCUUCUAUAGCAGAGACAUUUGUGAGGCGGUGGUGUACUGCAAUCAUGAAGAACUCGGUUGUCUGUAUCUCAUAACCGAGGACUUAGCCGAGAGAGAGGACGCGAAAGGCAGUUCGACACAGUUCAGGCUGGAGGCCUUCCGCGAUGUCGAAUGCUUCCAUCUCAAGCGAGCUCUGUACUCGUAUAUCUAUGAGCUUCGAGAUCUGCUGGGGGGUCCACGGCCGAGCUCUGAGUGUCUGCGCUCCAAAACCGUCUCCUCCCCUUCUCCCCAGAGCGCCGGUGGCGGUGGUGCGAUGCGCUCGCCUGAAAGGCAGAGGCGCGAAGUCCCUCCUCCAGAUGCUGAGGAUCCUCCCGCCGCAGAGGCGCACGCGACUCCAACCCCCCAGUAUGGCCUGCACAUCACAAAGAUCUUGGAGGCAGAAACCCUAGACGACCUGAAGACGUACCUGGAGAUCUUCUCGUUCUGUCUGACUUCGUGUCUCACGCCCGGCGACCUUUCCAGCGGUGCGUGCGAACUGUUGGCCUCCGCUCUCCGCCAUUUGGAGACCCAAGAAUCCUUCCUCAACUCUCGCAAGUCGCAGACGAGGCGCGCGACGGGCUCGGGGCGCGCAGCCUUGAGCACGUCGGACGACGAUUCAGAGACAUGGAGCGAUUUUGAUUUCGUUUCAGAAGACGGUGACAGAACCUGCCGAAGUGAGAGCUGCCCAGGGCGGCGAAAUGACGGUCCAGGGCAACCGAUGACGGCGCAACGUUCGCAGAGGCGCCGCCGACUCAACCGGCCGCGAGCAGAUCAGCUUGUAGAGUUGGAUCACGCGAAAACCGUCUGUCUGCGGCAACUGCGGUGGUUGAAGACUGUUGUCCCUACCUGGGCAGCGAGAAGCAAAAGCUAUCAGGCACACCUUUCGCUGGUCCUGCAUGCGACUCGGGUAUCGCAACUGACGAACUACCUCAUCAUUUUCUCGAAUUUGGAACCGGAUCCAGAUGGAAAGUUUCCCGUGACCCUUUCGUCUCUAACGGAGUGUUUGGAGGAGCUUCAUGUCCUUCAACGCGUAAAUCAUUCGCUCUACGGUCCCAGCGCCAGAUGUUGCGGGUCAGCCGACCCGGGGGCAACGGGGGGGCAGGGGCACGGGGCGUCGCCACUGUCUUCCCACGAAAUUUCAAGCAGUCUUGCAUCUUACUUCCAACGGCAGGCUGGCGGGAAGCUGCAUUCAAAGUUCGAGCGGCCUGCUGGUCAGACAGGCGGGCGGAAAGCAGGCAGCCGUCACCUUGGGCAAGGCGCUUCUGCGGUGAAGAGGAAGCUUUUGGCGGCACAACUGGAAGAGGAAAUCGCAAGCAACCUUCAUAAGACUCGGAAUGAGGGCGAUGCUUGGCUGCUGGAGACGCCGGUGUCCAAGGAGACCGGGAGCAGACAGUUUCCUGCUGACGGCGAGGUUGUCACCCCAUCAGCGAAAGCUUCCACUUUGGGCAAUGGAAGAAAAGGUAUGGCUCUGGCGUAUCCGGUCGCAGCGCAAAGUCAGGCGAUUUGUUGUUUCCUUGGAGACUUCUUUUCCAAGCCCCCGAUGCUCGAAGUUAGGUUUGUGGGGUUGUGA